This is a messenger RNA of Aspergillus calidoustus, 460 nucleotides long. NCBI's taxonomy places the organism in Eukaryota, Fungi, Ascomycota, Eurotiomycetes, Eurotiales, Aspergillaceae. The record is from the annotation of a GenBank genome assembly.
AUGGAUGGUAUGCGCCAACGCCAUCAGCCCACGCACAUCUCUCAUCUCCAAAUCAACCCCCUCAACCCCCAUCAAAGCCCCCGCAAUCCCUUCAUACCCGCUCUUCGCCACGCGCCCCAGCGCAUCCACCCCGAGAACCCCCACCAAGAUGCGCACCCGCGCCUCGUCCCCACGCCGCGCCGUAUAACACAGCAGCGUCUGCGUGCCCAUAAAACGCACAUUAACAUUCAGCUUCCCCGUCGCAAGCAACAGCCGGAUAAUCUCCGCGUGUCCGUUGACAACAGCCCACACGAACGGCGUCACGAACCCGCCUCGCCGCGGCUCGAUUUGCGUCCGCGGAUCGUCAAGGAGAACCUCGACGAGCUCCGUGUGUCCGUACCGCGCCGCGAUCCCCAGUGGCUUCUCCACUAGACCUUCAUUCAGACACACAAGCCAACUAGGUCCACAUCGCACAUCAACC